Messenger RNA from Cuscuta europaea, 940 nucleotides. The record is from the annotation of a GenBank genome assembly. Lineage: Eukaryota; Viridiplantae; Streptophyta; Magnoliopsida; Solanales; Convolvulaceae.
AAAUGGCAUCAACCAUAAAUGAGGUGGCCCCAUCCACACUCAUUGGUUCAAUGAGACAAAGAGGUAAUCUUCACCUCCCUCUCCCUCAUUUUUCGGCCAAGUUACACCCAGAGAGAACAAAAAACUCUGCAAGAUCCAUUCCUCCAUAGCCAAGUGAGCUCAUGAAGACAAGGUCCAAGGAGGGAGAUUAAAGAAGGAAAAAGUUAGGAAAAAGUGAGAAGAAUUAAGGAGUUUAACUAAGGUGUUUCUAGAGUUCGCCGGAGUUCGCCAGAGUUUCGCUGGAGUUUCGCCGGAGUUCAACCGAGGAGCGUAGAACAGGCUAUACUCCUGCUUUACCUUCUAACUUAGAGCAGGCCCUUCCACUGAUUCAGGAGCAUGAGACGUUCAUACAACACCUCAAAACCAAGGAACUCCCUGCCAUCCUUCAUCUCUAACAGAAGGUCAUCACAAGGCAAGUUGAACAUUGAGAAGCAAUUGCAAAAACUAGGGAAGAUGUUGCUAAGCAUCUCACCAGAAUGCACAAAGCCACUCAAGAAGCAUUCCUAAAGCAAGGAGGUGAACUUCAAAAACAUGGCCAACACAUACAAGCAACAAACCAGAAUCUUCAGAACUUGGACCGAGUAGUCAAAGAAGAUGUCCAGGUAGAUGUCAUGGAUCUUCGCAACAUUGUCACUGCAGUAGCAAUUGAAGUCAAUUACCUACAUCCAACAAGGAGACGUCAUGUGGAAGUUGACUCAGAUCCAGAAAUUGAGGCUCUAUUCCAAGAAAGCCAGACCCCUGCUGAUGCCAAAAGGGGGGAAGAAUCAACACAAGCAAGCCCCUCCUCCAAGCGAUCCCUAGCACCCAAGAAAGCAGCUGAAACCAGAAGAAAGAACAAGUUGUACCAAGAGGAAAGGGAAAUAAGGAAAAGAAAAGAAGAGGAAGCUAAGGCAAGAAAAGA